Molecule: messenger RNA, 2776 nt
Organism: Amaranthus tricolor (Joseph's coat)
Lineage: Eukaryota; Viridiplantae; Streptophyta; Magnoliopsida; Caryophyllales; Amaranthaceae
Exons: 6
Coding region: 277-2262 (661 amino acids)
Biological process (GO): ubiquitin-dependent protein catabolic process; positive regulation of proteasomal ubiquitin-dependent protein catabolic process; protein polyubiquitination
Cellular component (GO): cytoplasm; ubiquitin ligase complex
Molecular function (GO): ubiquitin conjugating enzyme binding; ubiquitin protein ligase activity; zinc ion binding
Source: RefSeq, a predicted model, not a curated record
CAAAGAAUAAUCAACUUCUAAUAAAAGUCGGUUUCCGAGAAACAGAAUAGUCAACUUUUCACACACACUUUUUUAAGAAUUCCACCAAUUAAUCACAUUAAAUGCCGUAUAUCCACAAUAUCAAUUCUUUCUAUGAUCCAGGAAUUAGCUAACGCCGCCAAUAACGAGAAAAUUAGAGUACAAGUAUAAUUACAAUCACCGAUUAUACAAAUUCACAUAUUUCUAGAUUGUUCUUCGCUUCUCUACUGUUUUAUUUGUGAAAUUCCAAGUUUUUCAAUGAGGAGGAGCAGGCAAAACAAGCAAAAAUUUGCUCAACGCCGCCAAGAUGAGGGAAAUUAUAUUGUAAAACCUUUGAAUGAAGAAAGCCAUGGAAAACAAUUACCAAAAUUUGGUAAUCAUGAAAAUGGUAUUGAACGAAGUCCAACAUCUUCAAUUUCAAGUUUGAAGACCUUAAAUGAAGGAAAUUUGAAAUGGGUGUCUAAAAAUCGAAGCACCCAUGUGGAAAAAUCUGAUCUUGGUGUGAAAUUUGACAUGGGUGGGUCCAGUUAUAGUGAAAAAGAAGGUGGGUAUGAAGUGAAUGAGAGAGAAAGUGAAAGAGGAGAGAGAAGUUGUAGAGAUGAGGUGAAAUUGGUUGUGGGUGGGAAGAAGAUUGAAGGUGAAGGUGCUGGUAGUGUUGAUGAUGUUAUUAGAAGAUUGGAAGAAUUACAUUUUGGGGUAAAUGAGAUUGAAUUGUCUAAAGAACAGAUUGAGAUUAAUGAUCAGUGUCAAGAGGAUGAGUUGCUUGCUAUGGAGUCCAUAUAUGAGGACAAUGUCUAUUUCCUCGAGAAACAACGAGGCAUGCGAUCGUUCCAGAUUUACAUACACAUUGAACUUCCUAGUGAAUAUCCUGUAUCAGCAAAAUUAGAUGGACAAUCUAAUACUGACUUCAAAUCGGAAAAUUCAGAGGAUUUCUUAUAUACUUUCAAAGUCCAGUAUCUGUCCCCUAUUAUUUUGAGCUGUUUGUUGCCUAGAUCAUACCCAAGUCAUAGUCCACCCUCUUUCACAAUUUCAGCUCGGUGGUUGCAUAAAUCUAAAAUUUCCGAGCUUUGCUCUGUUCUAGACUCAAUGUGGAAUGAGCAACCAGGACAAGAAAUCUUGUUUCAGUGGGUAGAUUGGUUACACAAUUCGUCCCUUUCUCACCUUGGUUUUGGUGAAAAACUUAUGCUUGGACCGUAUGAUGUGAAAAGUUCUUUAGAUAGACGUGUUCUCUCCGGAAUUGUUUCUCCGGACGUUGAUAUACCUUCUAUGAAGAGUUACAAUGAAGCAACGCAACGUGAGCACUUCGUCAGCAAUUCUCAUGAAUGUUGCAUUUGUUUCAGCGAGUAUGCAGGAACAGAGUUUUUGACAUUGCCAUGUCAUCACUUCUUUUGUGUGAAGUGCAUGAAAACCUAUGCUGAUAUGCAUGUGACAGAAGGCACAGUAAACAAGCUGCAAUGUCCCACUACUAAAUGUGGUGGCAUGUUCCCGCCUGGUUUAUUGAAGCGACUGCUAGGCGAAGAAGAAUUUGAACGCUGGGAGUCAUUGAUGUUACAAAAGACCCUUGAAUCAAUGGCUGAUAUCGCUUAUUGUCCUAGAUGUGAAACUGCUUGUUUGGAAGAUGAAAGUCAACAUGCUAUAUGCACUAAGUGCUUUUUUAGCUUCUGCACUUUUUGCAGAGAGCGGCGCCAUGUGGGUGUAGCAUGCAUGACACCAGAACUGAAAUUGAAAUUUUUGGAGGAGCGGCAAAAUUCAUCCCUUCUCAGGGGUAAACAAAGACAAAAGGAACUUGAUAUGAUUAAUGAAAUUCGUAGUGUGAAGGAAAUACUAAGCAACUCGAAGCAGUGCCCAUCCUGUAAAAUGGCUAUUUCUAGAACUGAAGGUUGCAACAAGAUGGUGUGCGGCCAGUGUGGGCAGUACUUCUGCUAUCUUUGCAGCAAAGCUAUUAGUGGAUAUGAACAUUUUAGAGGAGAUGGAGCCUGUCAACUCUUUCCAGAAGAAGCCAUUAUUCGAUGGGAAGCACAAAUUAUUGAUCCUCGAGUGUUGGGUCAGAAUGUUGCUCAAGUCUUUGCUGGAAACGCGCAACCUUGUCCCAACUGUAGGCAGAUGAAUGCUAAGGUUGGAAACAAUAAUCACAUGUUCUGCUGGGCAUGUCAAACCCAUUACUGCUACCUCUGCAGACAGGUCGUGCGACGUAGCAAGUUACAUUACAGUCCGAAUGGCUGUAAGCAACAUACCGUUGGAUAGGAGAAUAGAUUAUGGAGACAGAUAACAAGCGAUUUUCUUGUCGUGUCUCCAUUUGCAAAUGUCUCGAAAUCAGGUCAGACUUUCUCCUUUAGGUAGAGAAUGCAAUUCAAUCUUGGUGAGCGUUUUCGACAUUCUCCUCUCUUCAAGGGACUUUUUGAGCGAAAUUUUGUUAGAUUCAAUUCGCAUCAUCUCUACUUAAAGGAUACAACUCAUUAGGAAGUAGUUGGAACAUAAUAUCUCAGGAAGCAUUAUUCAACCACUUUAGAUAUUAUUGCUGUUGGGAAAUUCACUCAUACAAAGUCCAUACGUGGAUAAUCAUUGGAAUCGAUUCUUAACGUUAUGGAUUAAUAAAAUAUAGGGUCAAAUUAAGUAUAAUCUUGUUAUCGGCAAACUUUAGCCUUUUAUGAUUUGGUUUAUGUAACCGACCCCAUCUUGUUUGACUUCAGAUUUCUUGGAUAUAUGAAAGAUAGAUGAUAAUAAUGUCAAUAUGUUAUGGUAUGAAUCAUGAUGAAUA